UGAGUGAGAAUUUUGUAUUAUAUCGUAUGAAGGAGAGGAACGUUUGUAACAUGUUUGACAUAUGGCACAAGAGAUUUUAUAUCCUUUCGAAUAAACUUAAAACAUGAAACAGAUCUUAUUUAAAAAUAAAUACUUGUGCAAUAGCAUUUAAGGAAGUUGUAUUUAUAAAAAUAUAUAAAAGAUGAAGUUAAUCUCAAAAAAUGUUGACAAGGAUGGGAAGGGAAGAGUAGGUCUUGUACCAGAGAAUACUGAAGAUAUGUGGCAUGCUUAUAAUAUAAUAGCAGAAGGAGAUUUUGUCACUUGUUCGACCUUUAGAAAAGUACAAAUGGAAUCAUCAACGGGAAGUUCUAGCAGUUAUAAAGUAAGAACCACUCUUACAAUAUGCGUUGAAGGCGUUGAUUUUGAUACUCAAGCUUGUGUCCUUAGACUCAAAGGUAGAAACGUAGUAGAAAAUAAAUAUGUUAAGACUGGACAAUAUCAUACUUUGGAUGUGGAGCAAAAUCGAAAAUUUACUAUUACUAAAGAGAAAUGGGAUUCGAUUACAUUAGAAAGGGUGGAUACUGCUUGCGAUCCUACACAGAAAGCAGAUGUUGCUGCUGUGGUAAUGCAAGAAGGCAUCGCACACAUUUGUUUGAUAACAUCCAAUAUGACAAUAGUACGUGCAAAAAUAGAUCAAGUUAUACCUAGGAAACGAAAAGGGAAUGUUUCACAGCAUGAAAAAGGUCUGAUGAAAUUUUAUGAGAGCAUUUUACAAGGCAUUUUAAGACAUAUUAAUUUUGACAUUGUAAAAUGUGUUAUCUUGGCCAGUCCUGGGUUUGUCAAAGAUCAAUUUAUGGAUUACAUGGUUCAGCAGGCAAUUAAAUCUGAUAACAAAACGAUUUUAGAAAAUAAAAGCAAAUUUUUAUUAAUACAUUCAAGUUCCGGCUUCAAACAUUCAUUGAAAGAGGUUUUGGCCGAUCCUGCCGUAGUAUCUCGAAUUUCUGAUACUAAGGCAGCAAGUGAAGUGAAAGCUUUAGAAACAUUUUAUUCGAUAUUACAAAUAGAUCCUGCCAGAGCUUUCUAUGGUAAAAAACACAUCGAGAAAGCUAAUGAGGCUCAAGCAGUAGAAACAUUACUUAUAUCAGAUAAAUUAUUUAGAUGUCAGGAUAUUGCACUAAGGAAAGAGUAUGUUGCAAUAGUAGAAAACGUCAAAGAAUAUAAUGGGGAUGUUAAAAUAUUUUCAAGUUUACACGUUUCUGGUGAACAAUUAGAUCAACUUACUGGGAUUGCAGCUAUAUUACGUUUUCCCAUGCCAGAAUUAGAAGAUGAAAGUGAUGGUGACGAGUCAGAAGAAGAUGAUUAAUUAAGUUCUCGAUAUAUACAUAUAUAAUUCUGUACAUACUUGUGCUAUACAUGGUUAAAAAUAUCAUAUUAAUAAUAAAACUGAAGAAGAUUCA
Molecule: messenger RNA, 1436 nt
Organism: Vespula pensylvanica (western yellowjacket)
Lineage: Eukaryota; Metazoa; Arthropoda; Insecta; Hymenoptera; Vespidae
Product: protein pelota
Exons: 10
Coding region: 182-1342 (386 amino acids)
Biological process (GO): nuclear-transcribed mRNA catabolic process, non-stop decay; RNA surveillance; nonfunctional rRNA decay
Cellular component (GO): cytoplasm
Source: RefSeq, a predicted model, not a curated record